ACGACGCACUGACUCAUGUUCCUUUAUAAUUAACUUGUUAAGGCUUAUUUACUGGCAGCAAAACACUCGCAUUACAAUGUUUCAGUACUUUUUGUCUGAAAAAACACUUGUGGGACUUCUUAUGUUGAGUUAUACGGCUUCCAUGGUCGUUGGUAAAGGUUCAGCUAAAAACAUCUGUUCGUAAAUGCGUUUGUUUACCUUGACGUUAUAAUAGUUCAUUUAUCGUAAGUGAUUAGAAACUUGUAGUGUCAAUGUUACUACCAAAUUGCAUGUUACUGAGUAUUAUUGAUUGUACUAACUUCAGUCUGUUGUUUAUUCAAAAAAAGUAUACACAUACAUAGUGUAUGAACAUAGCUACAGAAGUAUAACACUAUUUUCAGUGAAGUGUAACGGCUGAACUGUAGUUUCAGUGCCAAUGUUUUGUUAUGUUUGAAAAAAUGGAAGGACCUUUUGAGUGCAAUGACCCGCAGUUCAGCGAACUGGUGUGGCAGGCGGAGGUGGCCAUUGAUAAUGGCAUCUUCCCGGAGAGGAUCUACCAGGGCUCCAGCGGGUCAUACUUCGUCAAGAAUCCUGGAAACAAAAUCAUAGGCGUAUUUAAGCCGAAAGACGAGGAACCAUACGGCCGGCUGAACCCGAAGUGGACGAAAUGGAUGCACAAGCUGUGCUGUCCGUGCUGCUUCGGGCGCUCCUGCCUCAUCCCCAACCAGGGGUACCUGAGCGAGGCCGGCGCCAGCCUCGUCGACUCCAAGAUAGGACUCAAGAUUGUGCCGAAGACUAGGGUGGUGAAGCUGGUGUCGGAGACGUUCAACUACCUGCGGAUAGACCGCGAGCGCUCGCGACUCAAGCGCGCCAUCACCGAGCAGUUCCCCAACCUGCGGUUCAACAGGAUGGGCCUGCCUCCCAAGGCGGGUUCAUUCCAGUUGUUCGUGGAGGGCUACAAGGACGCGGACUACUGGCUGCGGCGCUUCGAGCAAGACCCGCCGCCGCCGCACGUCAUGAAGAAAUUCCAGCUCCAAUUCGAGCGGCUGGUGGUGUUGGACUACAUAAUCCGCAACACGGACCGCGGCAACGACAACUGGCUCAUCAAGUACGACGCGCCCGCGCAGCAGCCGCCGCACGCUGAUAUCGACCUUAGGGACCCCUCCGAGUGGCGCGGCGCGGAGGUCCGCAUCGCGGCCAUCGACAACGGGCUCGCGUUCCCCUUCAAGCACCCCGACAGCUGGCGCGCCUACCCCUACCACUGGGCCUGGCUGCCGCACGCCAAGCUGCCCUUCAGCCAGGACACCAAGGAACUAGUGCUUCCAUUGCUAUCAGACAUGAACUUCGUGCAGGAGUUAUGUGAUGAACUACACAUAUUAUUCAAACAAGACAAGGGCUUCGACAAGGGUCUGUUCGAGCGCCAGAUGUCGGUGAUGCGCGGCCAGGUCCUGAACCUCACGCAGGCGCUCAAGGACAACAAGAGUCCCGUGCAGCUCGUGCAGAUGCCCGCCGUCAUCGUCGAGAGGUCUAAGAGCGGUUCGACGUCGUCACGUUUCUUCGACUCGUUCCAGCAGCGGUUCCAACACAAGUCGCCCUUCUUCUCCUGGUGGUGAACACACACGCUCACCACUAGA
Molecule: messenger RNA, 1613 nt
Organism: Trichoplusia ni (cabbage looper)
Lineage: Eukaryota; Metazoa; Arthropoda; Insecta; Lepidoptera; Noctuidae
Product: phosphatidylinositol 4-kinase type 2-beta-like
Exons: 10
Coding region: 426-1592 (388 amino acids)
Biological process (GO): endosome organization; Golgi organization; phosphatidylinositol phosphate biosynthetic process
Cellular component (GO): plasma membrane; lysosomal membrane; endosome
Molecular function (GO): 1-phosphatidylinositol 4-kinase activity
Source: RefSeq, a predicted model, not a curated record